CUACGGGGCCAUGAGAAGGAAGCGGAAGCAGGAAUCCUGGACGUGAGCGGAGACGGUGGAGGAGGACAACUCUUGACAAAUCUUCACAACUCGAGACAACACUUGACACUUUUCACACUUGCAGCCGACAGACGGGACGCGAGGAACAGCAUGAAGAAGGUAUUCUAGCAGCUGUUGAUGUUGCCAUUGCGACCAUGGAGAGUCCUGCCAUCGUCCUGGACGCGGUUCCGCCUCCAGGUGCUCCCCUUCCCCUCCUGUCAGGUUUGAUUGACAAUCAGGUCAUAUGAUACUUGAUGACUUGCUGUUGUGAUUCCCCUUUGAACUAGGCUUUACACGAUCAGGAUUUUUGGGGCCGAUGACCAAUCAGCGAGUUAAAAAAAACGAUAACCGAUCACCAAUCCGAUCACAAGAUGGAGCAGUGUGCCUUUUUUAAUGACCUGUUCAUUUACUGUAUAUACUUGUGUACUUAAUUGCUCAAAAAAAUAUAUUUACAAUAAAUAAUGUAUCUUGUUCAUCUAUUUCUGCCAGUGAGGCAUAGUGACAGACAGAACAAAUGAAUGGUCUUCUUUUAGAUGGCAGGAAGUACAUACAGUAAUUAAUGUAUCUACUUUUUGUGACAUUUUUGUUUGUUGGUGUGCCGUGAGAUUUUUCAAUUGUAAAAUAUGUUCCUUGGCUCAAUAAAGGUUGGAAAUCACUGCUCUAGUCAGGUCAUGUAUUCUAAUCAGUCAGGUCAAACCAACAUUACAAGAUGACAGAAAUAAUGGGUGCUAACUUAUUGUAAUUAAAUUACUUUAUUGUAAUUAAACUUCACCCACACUGAAACUUUAGAGCAUGCUUCGACAGAACGGCAGCAUGUUUACGUACAACUGUUAGUGCUAGCACUAGCUUGUUAGGCUACAUAACGUUUUGUUGCCUGCUUGCGAGCCGUAUCGUAUUAAAAGUACGGGAACAUACCUCAAGUAAGCCUUAAACAAACGUCCUCUCCUGAGCACCGGUGACCACCAACACUUUUCCCCCCCCCCCAUUUUGUUCUUAUUAUACAGUCAGCACGAUCCACUCUUGUUGUUGCUGCCACGGUAACAAGUGUAUCCGGUCGCAUUUGAGUUGACAAGAUAAAGCCCAAUGAUCGUAAAAAAUGGAAUGCGGUGGUAUCGGAAUACAAGAUUUCAUUGUAGUAGUCUGACUUAGUGCAAUCGUGUGAGAGCAAAUUUGUCUGAUUCAGGCAUUACGUGUUGUCUGUCUCAGACAUGUUUUCUGUCCCACACCGCUGACGUUUUUAAAAAAAAAUGUUAAGAACUUUAUUGGCCAUCAGAUAUUAACAGUACUACGCGAAAAGACACGCAACAAGGCUAAAAAUAAACUUUCUUUUGGAUUCAAAUAUACUCUGUACGAUGGCGACGCGGAGUAAAUGUCUUUUGCGGAGAUCGGAUUGGCGAAUUAUCACAUUAAAGCCGAUCAGCAUAAAAUGCUAAAUAUCGGCCGAUACCGAUCAGGCCGAUCAGAUCGGUGUAAAGUCUACUUUGAACCUUUAGAUGGCAGUGCUGUGGCCGACUGCAGCCUGGCGUCCCUGCGGCGGCGGGCCUGGGCCAAGAGCAGAGAGUCUACCUGGCAGGAGACACAGAAAGCACUGACCUCUGGACCCCCACAGGGACAUCUGACAGACUGCCCUGAUUCCAAUGGAGACCCUAAGAGGACCUCUGAAGAACCAGGACUUACUCCCAACAAGAUCACCAGCUGGCUCGACCAAUGCAGGACGCCGCUGGCUGUGUCACUAGAUGAUCAGAGCACACCUUCGGGCAAAGGUGCGCCGAGGAACGGCUGCAGCUUCGAAGAUGACCUUUCUCUGGGAGCUGAAGCUGACCAUCUUCAGUCCAGCAGCAAGAAGACUGGAUCCUGUGGCAGUCUGGCUGCCGAUCAGAAGAGGAAUCAGUACAAAGAAAAAGGACGAAGUAUGAACUCCACCGGGUCUGGAAAGAGCAGCACUGUGUCCAGUGUGUCGGAGCUGCUGGACCUGUACGAGGAGGACCCAGAGGAGAUCCUGCUGAAUCUGGGUUUCGGGAGGGAUGAGCCUGACAUGUCCUCCAAGAUCCCAUCCAGAUUCUUCAACAGCUCAUCGGCAGCGCGCGGCAUCGACAUCAAAGUGUACCUGGGAGCUCAGCUUCAGCGUAUGGAGGUGGAGAACCCAAACUACGCUCUGACAAGUCGCUUCCGUCAGAUUGAGGUCUUGACCACGGUGGCCAAUCAGUUCAUCCAGCUUUACGGCCACGUGUCCGGUCAGCCCGUCCAGAGCGUCAGCAGCAUCAGUGGCAGCAGGGAUCAAGGAGGAGGAGAGGUCGCCAAAGACCAGUCGCCGCCGUCCCUUUUUCAGAGGAGAACCUCUGCUCAGAAUGUGGCCGACCGUCUGAAGAAGAGCCUGAGCAAGCACAAUCUGCUGAUGGCGUCACCCAGUCCGCCGGGCCGGCCCGCUGACAAAGCGCCACCUGCUCUUGCCAACGGGCACAGCGGGCAUCUCUACAACGGGCAUCCCGCACAAGAUGGCGACGAGCAGCACGCCGAGAAGCACAUCCGCAAGAAGGACAGCUGCUCGUUGGCCACUGUCACCGAGGAAUGUGGCGGUAGUGGUGACGGCGAGGUGGAGCAACACACACACCACAGACAAAAUGGACCCGGCGAUGAGCCCGAAUCCGCUGACACUACAUCGACAAAUCAGAGUGCAGAUGAGCCUCGGGCCAGUGGAGCAGAGGAGAAGAGCAAAACCACAAACCCUGACAAGGCCCUGCCCGACAAGGCGCCACCUGCUCAAGAGGAGGGCCCUCUGCCGUCCGCUCUACUAACUCAGUUGCGCACGGAGAACGCAGACUCCUUCGACAUGGAGGAGAUUCAGAGUAACGAGGAUGAAGCUCUACUAUCCAGAACAUCCAGAAGUUCAGAUUUGCUGAGGACUGUGAGCCAGCAGUCGGACAGCAGCGGCUUUGCGGAGGAGACGUCGUCCGUGGAUGCCAGCAACCUCAAGGUUCAGGAGAGCAGUGACAGCUGUGACAGCGAAACCACAGUGACAUCGCACCCCUCGCAGGACGUAGCGACACCCAUCGCUUUGGCCCAACCGGCGUUCAACUUGCCAGAUACCCGGGCCGAGGAGUUGGAACCCACUUCUGGUGCUAGGGCUACAGCCGUGUCCAUUGGGAGUUCCCAGAAACAGGAAAAGGAUGAAAAAUGCGAUGAGAAUUCAGAGCUGGUGCCGCAGUACAAGGCCCACCAGCUUCCCACAAACAUUCUGGCGAGAGAUGAAAGGCUGGGUGGCAGCGGCCCGGAACCUCAGGAAGAUCCCAAACAGGAACAGACACAAGCUUUGCAAGAUGAUACCCAAAGGGAUCUGCCUCAAUUGGAUCCGCCGCCCUUGGAUCCGCCGCCUUUGGAUCCGUUGUCUUGGAAUCCGCCGCGCUUGGAUCUGUCGUCCUUGGAUCCACAGCCCUUGGAUUCGCUGCCCUCAGAUCCGCAGCCCUCGGAGCCUCUGUCCUCAGAGCCUCUGUCCUCAAAUCUGCCCUCACAUUCACCGUCCUUGGAUCCGCCACCCUCAGAUCAUCCCCUCAGUCUCCAAACGCUGUCACCACCGGAUCAUCCUUUCUGUCUCCCCACCCCAGACUCCCCCGUCCUGAGUGCGCUGAGUCGCGUCAAACAGCGUUUGGGCGACGUAAGUCCACGCCCAAGCAGAAGGCGUCAUCGAGACGGCCUUCCCUUGCAGAGGUCAUCCUCUCUCCCGUCCUCGCUGCUGUCCCCCACCAGGGUGGUGUCCUCCGUCAAGGUCCAGUUAGGACGAGGCCGGGCGUUUUGCAGCCAGCCCCGCUACGCCUUCCGCUACAUCCAGGAGCCCAACGCCAACCAGAAGACUGGCGACGUGCCCACCUGCAUCUCCACCCUGGUCAUCAAGAACACCUUGGAGUCCGACCACCAAGAUUCUGCCCCGCCCAAAGCCGCCCCCCGUCCACUCAUGCGCUCAUCACGUUCGCUGAGAUCUACCAGCCCUCCCACCGAUUGGCCCUGGAUCACCCAGAGUGUCCCCGAUCUUUCCUCCAAUCAGGAGCAGUUCGGACACUACGGGCAGGGCGGGACCCCCAAUCCGGAACCGGAUACCUUCCUCUCCCCCAGUCCUAGCCACAGACCAGAGACUCCUAUAUCUGUCCCCCCUGUGAACCCAUCCCUGCUGUACCCCACGCCUUUUCAUCCCUACGCCAGUCUCCCCAAUCUACUCCACCCUUAUUCCAACCACUUCCCAUUGCACCAGCCCCCCAUGGGUACACCCCCCUACUACGGUAGCCUGUGGAACCUCCCUUCAGGAACUCCUCCUAUGCCCCACCACUACGCCGGCAACUACCACAUAGCGUAUCAUUCCCUUCCCCACAGCCCGCCCUAUCUGGGUUACCAUGGUUACGACCUCAGCCCCUUCCCCCCAUUGGCCCCGGACCACAUCGUGCAUCGGGGUGGCGCCCCUCCUGGGCCGGGCUUCCACUCAGAUCUUGGCCAGGAUCACAGCCCCCACCGCGGUCUCGUGAAUAGCUCUCACCCGGGUCAUAAUCUUGGUCAGAGCCCCCACCAAGGUUUUGGUAAUAGCUCCCACCCAGGUCAUAAUCUGGGCAUCCACCCAGGUCAUAAUCUGGGCCUCCACCCAGUUGUCAGCCAGGGUCACAGCUCCUACAAUGGUGUUGGCAAUAGCCUUCACCUGGGUCAUAGUCUUGGUCACAGCCCCUACCUAGGUGUCGGCCCAGGCCAUAGCCCCUACACGGGUCAUAAUCUGCCUCACAACCCUCACCCGGGUCUCGGGCCAGGUCACAGCCCCCACCCGAGUCACAGCCUGGGUCCUGGUCAUAGCCCCCACUUGGGCUUGAGUCCGGGUUCCAGUCAGGUCUUGUCUGGUACGGAGAUGGAGCUAAGGAGGGUUCUACACGAAAUCAGAGGGACCGUUCAUAGUCUGAACCAGCACGCGGACACCUCUGACGUGUUCCUCGAAGCCUCCUGCCAACAGGCCCUGGAAGCGCUCCAGCAGAAGCGGCGGAGUCUGGGCCUGUUUCGGGCCCAGAUGAUGGACCUGGAGCUGUCCAUUGUCCGCCAGCAGGCCCUCGUCUACAAACACCUGAGCCCCGCUGACAGGUUGGAGGUGGAGCAGCUUGAAUCUCUGCGGUCAGCCAUCAGAGAAGAACUGCUGGAGUUGGAACAACAGCUGGAGGAUAAACUGAUGGAGCUGACGCAACAAGCAGCGCCACGCAAGGGCGUCAGCAUGGACAACGUGUCCACCAACUCAGCACUCAGAGCCAUGGAGCCGGUGUCAGACCUCCUGAGGGAGCAGUUCCUCCUCCAAUCGGAACUGAGCUACGACGAUCACGCUGCCUCCUCCACACCCUCUUCGGUGCCUUCCUCGCGCCCCUGCAGCCCGACAUCGGGUGUAGGUGGCAGCCAGCAGAGACCCGGCGUGUACCGGGCAUCCAUCACCAUCACCCCAGUGCCGCCUCCUCGCCCCGACAGGUUGCGAUACCAGCAAGAGGAAGAGGAGGAGGGAGCGGGCGACAAAGAUAAAGCACUGGAGGAAGCGGUAGCAGCAGGACUCUGCAGGGACAACCUGCACCAGCUCAUCACAGAGAUCCGUGAGAGCGUGACACAGGAGGUGCGGCGGGAGAUCUUCAAUGAGCUCAUGGCGGCCACUGGGGCACCCUGCCCGUAGCCCGGCCAGCAGCCCCUGACCCGUACUGCAUGUUUGGAACACUGUCGGAGAGCAUCACUGAAUGUCUACUACACUGCAUUGGGAGAUAGCACACCAGCCAUCAACAACCUGCCAGCAACAACAAGACAACAAACAUGCUCAAACAACCACCAGCAACCAACAACCACCCACGUCUGAGGGAAGCACUUCCACUUUUUAGUUUGUUUUUGUUUUGUCAUUUUGCUGGUGUUAACUGUUGUCCCUUUAACUACAAAACACUGCCGACACUAACACAAAGACCAAAAAACCCAAACAUGACCACUCCGUAGGACCUGUCAGAAGGACUGAGACCGCUCAGCAGGACUGGAACCUGGACAUGAGCCAGCAACCACAAUCACUCAACUGGGAAAGCAAGCAAGAUUGGAACCUGUCAGAAACACCAGUACCAGUAAAAAGGACUGAUCUUUAGGACCAGAAAAACAACUUGGUCCUUGGCGCUGUACCACGACCAGGAUGAGUUAGCAGGACCAGGACGUGUCAAUCAAAAAGUAAGACCAGGACAAGUCGGCAAGAUGGUAGCAGCAAACAGGCCAGGUCAUCAGGACCUGUACCAUCAAAGAGAAACCAAAAUCAAAAUCACAAUCAAAAUAGGACAAAUGAAGUGGACUACACACCAAAACCAGAAUUGGGACCAGCAAACAUGGUCAGUAAACAGGACUUGGACCUGAAAGCAGGACCAGGACCAGUCAGACAUCAACCAGUACUGCAACACUUUUUUUUUGUAAAACCACAACUCACCACAGUGUCACACAACUACACAACACAAGGGAUAUCUGUGUGCGUGUGUGUGUGUGUGCGUGCGUGCAUGUGUGCGCGCACAUUACAUUAAUUCACUCCAUCAUCCACGACAUCAUGCGUGAGAGUACCAUUAGCUCAUUCGCGUUAUCUGUUAGCGAGUGACCUUAGCUGUACUGUAGAUGUUGUUCAAACUUGACCGAUUAGAACAUUUUUAUUGUUGUUUGGUAACAUGCGUACUAACACGCAAGCGACGUAUUAGCAGCUAGGCAGCUACUGAAAAAUCACACUAGCUUCCAUGCUACUGUAAUUAAGCAGCUAACAUUAAUAUAAAUAAGAAGGCUGAAAUAAGGUUUAAACAAAUAUUGUUCCCAGCCAUGUUGCUAGGCCAGUGGUCCCCAAACACUGCCCCCCCGCCCCCACAAAAAAAGACAGUGCAUCCCCCCCACCUCGUUGAUGAUUUGCAUGUCCAUAGACUCUGUCUACCCCACUCUGCGCACCCCUUCAGACGUUUAGCUUCCAACUCUGUCGCCACCACCCCCACCCUGGCCAGUGGCCGAUUAGCUACUGAUUGGGAAGGUCCGUCAAGCACGCACCCUCCCUGUCGACAACUGGUUGCCGGUCCACGAAACGUACUCGGAUGAACCAGUGUGUGGUGGAAAAAAGGAUGGCGACCACUGCACUAGGCUAGUCGUCACGUUGAAAUUGUACAUGAAAGUAGAUGAGCUGUUAACAACCAGAGCUGAGGAGGCAUUGUUCAAACAAGAUCGAUAUCUUUUGUUGACUAAAAUUUGUGCUAGCACUCUAGCGACAUGUCAAGGCUAGGUAAAUAUAGCUAGCUUGCAUGCUAACUCAGGAGCUAACAAGCCCAUUUAUUUACCACACUGAUUUCUUUGCAGACAUGUAUUAUAAGUCAGAAAAUAGGGUGGAGACAAAAAUUGGAUGGUAGCUAGUUAAUCUGUUAGCAUUAUCUGUUUUGCAACAAAUUUCUGAGCUAUUUCACCAUUGCUGGUAUUUUAUUGACACUUUUUGUAAUUCAACUACAUACAUGAAUGAGUGCUGUUGGUCACCUAGCGUAUGAGUGGCUAAAAAUGUCAACAGAGAUACGUUUGCGUUGUUGAUGCCAACAUUGACGUUCAGAACUGGCAAAAGGAUUGUUGUGCAGCGGGUGUACGUAUGUAGGUCAUGUCGAUGGUCGAAUGGAGUCUAGGGCUAAGGCGUGUUCGCAUUAUAAAUUUCAAUGUAUGAAAUAUCCGGCUAACAUUUAACGUCACUGUGUGUCCAGCCACUCUUAUUUUGUGAACGAUAAACCUUAUUUUAUUUUUUUUUAGGUUUAAAGUUUACUUGUUUUUUGCUUGUGUCGUGUACCGAUGACAUCAUCGGUUCCUUCAAACGACUUGGAUGUUGUUCACUAUUCCUUCACUUUGUUUGUUUAUUUACAAAAUUGUGAAUCUGUCUAAUCACACUCUGGUGUUUUGGAAUUUGCUUUUAGCGAACAUGUGCGUGUGUGUGUGUGUGUGAUUUGUACAAGUGUCAAUGCAUGGUGGGCUCACUCGUUAGAAAUAAGAAUAAUAAUAAAGAUGUAUUUAUUUUCAUUAUAA
Messenger RNA from Phyllopteryx taeniolatus (common seadragon), 8088 nucleotides. It is a transcript of the gene itprid2, whose product is annotated as ITPR interacting domain containing 2. The transcript is spliced from 21 exons. The coding region runs from base 1409 to 5713 and encodes 1434 amino acids. Gene Ontology annotation, molecular function: signaling receptor binding. Lineage: Eukaryota; Metazoa; Chordata; Actinopteri; Syngnathiformes; Syngnathidae. The record is from RefSeq and is a predicted model, not a curated record.